Messenger RNA from Durusdinium trenchii, 1593 nucleotides. The record is from the annotation of a GenBank genome assembly. NCBI's taxonomy places the organism in Eukaryota, Dinophyceae, Suessiales, Symbiodiniaceae.
CAAGCACUCCCAAGCACUUGACUUAGAGAAUGGGCCGCAAUGCGGUGGUCGUUGUGGUCACUUCCGGUGGUUGCUGGAGUGAUCCGCGUGCCGCUCGUGAGAGAAGUGGUGAAUGGGAAGAAUGUUGAAGCGCCACUUGAGCUGGAUUUGCCUGGAGAAGAGGCGUUCGAGACAUCACAUUUGGAACAGGCAUAUGAUAGAGACGAAGUAACUUGGAGGGAUUCUGUUGGAAGAAUGUCUCCCUCACCUGCAGAGGUGGCCUUGUGGGAUUUUCAAGACAUUUUGUACACCACUGAGCUCAAGGUCGGUCGCUUUGCCAAACCUUUGCGGGUGCUUAUUGACACGGGCUCCAGCAACUUGUGGUUGAAGAAGGAUGCUGUAAGCAAGCCAGAAGAAAUGAAUCAGUUGGCUCAUGUCACAUACGGAUUGGGAGAUGUUUUUGCGCGUGCUGCCAGGGAUCGAAUUUGCCUCGCUGCACUGUGCGUUGAGCAAGACUUUUUACUAGCUUUCAAAAUCAGAGGCAUGGGUCGAAAUUUGAAGGCCUUCGACGGGAUUCUUGGCCUAGCCUUCCCUCGCAUGUUGGAUGUUGGUACUCAAACCUUCUUCCAAACAUUAGGUGCUGCAGGAGGCUUCACUAACCUUGGCUUUGGGUUGGCUUUGCAUGGCUUGGGUCAAAACAGCUUCUUAAGCCUGGGUGAAGUAUCGGAUUUGGUUCAUGAUGCCAGACAAAGAGCGUCCGCCAAAGGUGUGACUCUGGACGUCCAGGGGAUGGAAAACCCCGCCCAGGCAGCUGCGGGGGAGCCAGGGGCGCUGCUCUUCUGGAUGGUCGCCAUGGAGCUUCAUGUUGAACAGAGGUCACGCGACCCAUCACUUGAGUCACGGCUGUUACUCAAUUUGACCGGAUAUGGAGUUGUCGAUUCUGGAACCUCUCUUCUGCUAAUGCCGAUGCCUGCAUAUUUACAAACAAUGUGGGCGCUGACCUCAGGCACAGGUAUCCAGAGGUAUGAGGGACUAGUUCCUUGUCAAAGUACGCAACUCAAUGAGUUGAUUCUUCAUUUCCGUGGCAAAGAUGGAGAGCUUUCUGUGAGUUUUUCCUCGGCUGACUUGCUCCUACCUGCACGUGAAUAUUUUGGAGAACCGCUGUGCACCAUAGGGAUAAAGCCACUGACAGGCUAUGGCAACCAGUUGCCUCACAUGGUUUUGGGCGAUGUUUUCUUUCGCAAGGUGCACUCAAUUUUUGAUCUCAAAAAUGCAGCUGUCACCUUGGUGCCCGAGACAGAGACGAACUUGAAGCGGUUUGAGUUUGGGUUUGCUGAGCCCUGGGGGGCUGUUCCAACCCUUUUCGUUUCCGCUUUGGCAUUUCUUCUGCCGCUUUCCACCUUUGUGUUUCUGGUCAUUGGGAGAGGAAGAGCCUUCGAGACAGGAUAUUCGCAGCUUUCUGGGUGAUUAAGGGUGCCAAUGCGUAUCCUGCAGCCUCAGAAAAAAGGUGUGAGGUUGCUAUCCUGGAUAUGUUUGAAAAUGCUUGGAACGCAUCUGGGUCACCUGGCGAGAUCCAGGCAAAAGCCGAGAUAGUGCUUCCAGAGAAUCUUACCC